CGUCUCGCUUCCCGGAAACCGACACACGAGGCGAGCAAAAACAUUUUCCACCGGCUCCGUCUCUUUGUCCAUCACCUCCCCGCUGAAGCAACAUCCACAGCGACACCAUGGCGAAUGUAGUCGAUACCAAACUCUACGACAUUCUGGGAGUGUCCCCAUCGUCGACUGAGAAUGAACUGAAGAAGGCAUACAGGAAACUGGCCAAAGAAUACCACCCUGACAAGAACCCAAAUCAUGGUGACAAGUUUAAAGAAAUCAGUUUCGCCUAUGAGGUGUUGACCAACCCUGAAAAGAAGGAACUUUAUGAUCGCUAUGGAGAACAAGGCUUGCGGGAAGGAGGUGGGGGUGGCGCAGGAAUGGACGACAUCUUCUCCCACAUCUUUGGUGGUGGACUCUUUGGCUUCAUGGGUCAGGGGAAUCGCUCUAGGAAUGGAGGCCGGAGGAGAGGAGAAGACAUGGUCCAUCCACUCAAGGUGACACUGGAGGACGUUUACAAUGGGAAAACAACUAAACUACAACUUAGCAAGAGUGUUCUGUGUAGCACCUGUAAUGGGCAGGGAGGAAAGACGGGUGCUGUACAAAAAUGUACAACAUGUAGGGGCCGUGGGAUGCGCAUCAUGAUCAGACAGCUGGCCCCAGGGAUGGUCCAACAGAUGCAGUCUGUGUGCACUGAUUGUAAUGGCGAAGGUGAAGUUAUCAGUGAGAAGGACCGCUGUAAAAAAUGCGAGGGCAAGAAAGUUUUGAAAGAGGUGAAGAUUCUAGAGGUACACGUGGACAAAGGCAUGAAGCACAGCCAGAAGAUAACGUUUGGAGGGGAAGCUGACCAGGCUCCUGGCGUCGAGCCCGGAGAUAUUGUCCUUGUCCUGCAGGAAAAAGAGCAUGAGACAUACAGGCGAGAUGGCAAAGACCUGUUCAUGAACCAUAAGAUCGGCCUGGUGGAGGCGCUGUGCGGUUUCCAGUUUAUGGUGAAGCACUUAGACGGCAGACAGAUCGUUGUGAAGUAUCCUGCUGGCAAAGUCAUUGAACCUGCCUCUGUCAGGGUUGUGCGAGGAGAGGGUAUGCCCCAGUACCGAAACCCCUUUGAGAAGGGAGAUCUGUAUAUCAAGUUUGAUGUCCAGUUCCCUGAAAACAACUGGAUCAGCCCUGAAAAACUUGUGGAGCUGGAGGAUAUGUUGCCCUCACGGUCCGAGCCGCCCAUCAUCACCGGAGACGCAGAGGAGGUCGACCUGCAGGAUUACGACGUCAGCCAGAGCUCGUCAUCAGGCAACCGCAGAGAGGCCUACAAUGAUAGCUCAGACGAAGAGGGCGGACAACACGGGCCGGGGGUUCAGUGUGCUCACCAGUAAUCUCAUAUCUCUCCCCCCCUCAUAUAUACACACACACACACACACACACACAAACACACACACAUUCUACUAUGGGAGAAAAUGUAAACCAGAAGGAAAAAGGCUUGACAGAUCCUCAUGCACUGAUCAGACAUGACAUUGAAACAUGGCACCUGGAAUUGUUGAUUAUUAAUGUCGUUGGCUGUGUGUUUGGAUUUAUUUGAUCUUUGUGUGAGGAACUCACUGGGGCAACCACAGUCUCAUUACACUGCACCUGCAAACGAGACGUAGUGACUUUAAACUUAAACGUCAGAUAAACAUCAGAUAAUAAACUAAAACAAGUGGUUGUUCCAGUGAACACUUUGCCCUGUGUGUGAACGUGAUCUGGUGUUAAACUGCCCCCAACCCCUUCACCUUCCUCUUUCAUCCCCGUUGAAUCCAUUCUCCUGUGAACAUGCGAACUCCAGAUCAGUCAAAGAAAUGUUUUUUGUUUGCCGAGUGUGUGACUUGCAUUUUGUAUUCAUAGUAUUUACAAUAAUUAAUUUAAGAACUAACAAAUGUGCAUACACAGACAAAGCAGCUGAGCAAAUGUGACUUGCAGAUCCUCGGACUCAUGUAUUCAUGGACUUCACUCUGCGCCAUUCGUAGGAUUUGUUUCAGAUUUUUACAGCUUUAUUUUCUUCAUAGGUUUUUAGUUUUUUUUUCAUUAUAUUUUAAUUCAAACAAAAGAUUGGUUAUGUGUAUAUCCUUGAACUGUUGGUAAGCUUCUUCAGCUGCUGUAAUCAAAGUUGUGUGAUUUUUAAAAAAGAAAAAUGACAAGUGAAAUAACAAAAGCCUCUAUAGCCUGUAUCUGUGCUGAGACCAUGUGCAUGUAAAAAGCUGUGGUAUCUGCACUUCAAAUCAAAACAUUGGCCAGAUAAUACAGCACACUUAAGAAAACGUCUAUGAAGUUGUUGAAUAAAUUGUUGAAAUAUG
Molecule: messenger RNA, 2300 nt
Organism: Platichthys flesus (European flounder)
Lineage: Eukaryota; Metazoa; Chordata; Actinopteri; Pleuronectiformes; Pleuronectidae
Gene: dnaja2a
Product: DnaJ heat shock protein family (Hsp40) member A2a
Exons: 9
Coding region: 108-1346 (412 amino acids)
Biological process (GO): protein refolding; response to heat
Cellular component (GO): cytoplasm; cytosol
Molecular function (GO): Hsp70 protein binding; ATP binding
Source: RefSeq, a predicted model, not a curated record